AUGGACGGGAAUCCGGGGGAGAUCGAGGUCGUUAACGCGCGAGAGGGGGCAACGGCAGAGCUCAGCGGGAGUGUGCUUCGCCUAGCAUGUCCGGGAGGGAUCGGGCAUGUGCAGUUUCGGCUCCGCAGCGCCACGCGCCUGACCGUGGCCAUUGCAAUCUCUAACUGCGAGGGCCUCGACGUGACGAUCGGCGAAAUUACCAAGGAACGGGGAGACUUUGACGUGCGCCAGGGGCCACAAGAGGCAAUCUUCGAGCUCGACGUGCCGGCCAACCAGGAUGUCCGUGUCCAGUGGAUAGACUAUUACAGAUAG
Messenger RNA from Giardia duodenalis, 312 nucleotides. RefSeq lists its product as uncharacterized. Lineage: Eukaryota; Fornicata; Diplomonadida; Hexamitidae. The record is from RefSeq and is a predicted model, not a curated record. The coding region runs from base 1 to 312 and encodes 103 amino acids. The transcript has a single exon.